Messenger RNA from Rhineura floridana, 2512 nucleotides. RefSeq names its product VPS52 subunit of GARP complex (gene VPS52). Lineage: Eukaryota; Metazoa; Chordata; Lepidosauria; Squamata; Rhineuridae. The coding region runs from base 108 to 2336 and encodes 742 amino acids. The transcript has 20 exons. Gene Ontology annotation, molecular function: syntaxin binding. Gene Ontology annotation, biological process: endocytic recycling; retrograde transport, endosome to Golgi; lysosomal transport. The record is from RefSeq and is a predicted model, not a curated record. Gene Ontology annotation, cellular component: GARP complex.
GUAGGAAGAGGCCGCCACGGGCCACUUCCGCAACGUCUCCGCCAGGCAUUCUGGGGCGUGUAGUUCGAGGCUUAGAAGACCGGAAGUGGCUCCUAUGGGAUCCCCGGAUGUGGCCGAGCAAGGAGAAGAGGGAAGAGAGGGGCGCCGGGCGGAGGUCGAUGGCGGCAGCCGCUCUGGGGCCUGACCAGCAGGAGGAGUGGAGGCGGCGGCAGCAGGAGCAGCAGCGACUCCGGCCGGGGGACAUGGAUGAAGAAGAGGGUCAGAGUGAGGAGGCCCUGCAGCUGAAUCUGGGGGAGCUGGACCUGACUUCUGAUGAGUUCAUCUUGGACGAAGUGGACAUUCACAUCCAGGCCAACUUGGAAGAUGCACUGGUGCAGGAGGCCUUGAAAACGGGGGUGGACCUGAGGCAAUAUUCCAAGCAGGUGGAGGUGGAGCUGCAGCAGAUCGAGAAUGCCUCCAUCAAGGACUACAUCAAGGAGAGCAAGAACAUUGCCUCUCUCCAUACGCAGAUUACGGCCUGUGACGCUGUCCUGCAGCGCAUGGAGGCCAUGCUGAGCUCCUUCCAGUCCGACCUGAGCAGCAUCAGCUGCGAGAUCCAGACGCUGCAGGAGCAGUCGGUGGCCAUGAACGUCCGUCUGCGCAACCGCCAGGCUGUCCGGGGACGCCUCUCCCAGCUGGUCGAGGAGCUGGACGUGCCCGAAGCGAUGAUCAGCACCAUCCUGGAAACGCCGGUGACGGAGCAGGCCUUCCUGGAGCAGCUACAUGAGCUGAACAACAAGAUCACGGCCGUGAAAGAGCAGGCCUUCCGCGAGACCAUGGCCUGCAGCGAUGUCACCGACGUCUUGGACAAGCUGAAAGCCAAGGCAGUGGCCAAGAUCCGGGAUUUCAUCCUGCAGAAAAUCUACUCCUUCCGCAAGGCGAUGACCAACUACCAGAUCCCCCAGAAUGCACUGCUCAAGCACAGGUUUUUCUACCAGUUCCUGCUGGGGCACGAGCGGGCGGUCGCCAAGGAGGUCCGGGACGACUACGUGGAUACGAUGAGCAAGGUCUUCCUCAGCUACUUCAAGUCCUACACCAGCCGCCUCAUGAAAGUGCAGUACGAGGAAGUGGCUGAGAAGGACGACCUCAUGGGGGUGGAGGACACGGCCAAGAAGGGCUUCUUCUCGAAGCCCUCCCUCCGGAACCGCAACACCGUUUUCACCCUGGGGAACCGCGGGGCUGUGAUUGGGGGGGCCGAACUGGAGGGCCCCAUCCUCGUCCCCCACUCCGCCCAGAAGAGCGACGUUCGUUACCCCUUUGAGUCGCUCUUCCGCAGCCAGCACUUUGCCCUGCUGGACAACAGCUGCCGGGAAUACCUCUUCCUCUGCGACUUCUUCCUUGUGUCGGGGACCCCCGCCCUGGACCUCUUCAACGCCGUCAUGGGGAAGACGCUGACCAUGUUCUUCAAGCACAUGGACUCCUACGUGAGCGACUGCUACGACAGCAUUGCCGUCUUCCUCUGCAUCCACAUCGUCCUGCGCUUCAGAGCCAUCAUGGCCAAGCGCAACAUCCCGGCCAUUGACAAAUAUUGGGACACGUUGCUGGAGAUGUUGUGGCCCCGUUUCGAGCACAUCUUGGAGCUGAACAUCCAAAGCAUCCAGAACACUGACCCCCAGAAGCUGGGGUUCCUGGACACGCGGCCCCACUACAUCACCCGCCGUUAUGCAGAGUUCUCCUCGGCCAUCGUCAGCAUCAACCAGACCUUCCCGCACGACCGGACCUUGGCCCUGCUGGGGCAGCUUCAGACCGAGGUGGAGAAUUUUGUUCUGCGUGUGGCAGCCGAGUUUUCGUCCCGCAAAGAGCAGCUCAUCUUCCUCAUCAACAAUUACGACAUGAUGCUGGGUGUCCUCAUGGAGCGAGCGGUGGAGGAGAGCAAAGAGGUGGAAGGCUUCCAGCAGCUAUUGAGUGCUCGGACGCAGGAGUUCAUUGAGGAACUUUUGGCACCUGGCUUUGGGGGUAUGAUUGCGUUUGUGAAGGAGGCAGAGACCCUGGCGGAGCGUGGCCAGCUGGAGCGGCUGCGGGGGGAGGAAGCCCGGGUGACACAGCUGGUGCGCGGCUUUGCCGGCACCUGGAAGACGGCCGUGGAGUCCCUGAGCCAGGACGUGAUGCGCUCCUUCACCAACUUCAAGAACGGCACCACCAUCAUCCAGGGGGCGCUGACGCAGCUCAUCCAGUACUACCACCGCUUCCACAAGGUCCUGGCGCUGGCCCCCCUCAAGGCCCUGCCGGUCCGCUCGGAGCUCAUCAACAUCCACCACCUGAUGGUCGAAGUGAAGAAACACAAGCCCAACUUCUGACGGGGGAGGGGUGCCUUCUUUGGGGAGGUGGGGGGAGGCCUUUGUGCUCCUCCCAGCCCCGCUUAUCAUUCCUAGCUCUUUGUGGUGGGGAGGGGAACGCAGAGGCCAGCGCUGUGCUGCUUGACUGUCUCUUAUGUUUUGCUUUGUACAGUGGCAAUAAAUAAUCUAGCAACGCA